This is a messenger RNA of Frieseomelitta varia, 725 nucleotides long. Its product is annotated as ejaculatory bulb-specific protein 3-like. The transcript is spliced from 4 exons. The coding region runs from base 152 to 529 and encodes 125 amino acids. Lineage: Eukaryota; Metazoa; Arthropoda; Insecta; Hymenoptera; Apidae. The record is from RefSeq and is a predicted model, not a curated record.
AUCCCGAGACUGAGCGACCCUCCGGAGGAGUAAAACCGAUCGGACGAAUUCGGAGGCUGGGCAUACGGUUGGGUAUAAAACACUCGAUCGGCAGCGAAGCCAGCGUCAGUCACGCUUAACUUCGGUUUCCUGCACGACACGAGCUGCAAACAUGAAGGUCGCGAUUGUUUUCCUCGCCAUGUUGGUCUGCGCGCUGGCCGACCAGAAGUACACGACCAAAUACGACAACAUCGACUUGGAUUCGAUCCUGAACAGCGACCGUCUGCUCAACAACUACGUAAACUGCCUGUUGGAUGUCGGAAGUUGUACGCCCGACGGCAAGGAGCUUAAGAAGUCUCUGCCGGACGCCUUGGAAAGCGACUGCGAAAAGUGCAGCGAGAAGCAGAAAACAGGCAGCGAGAAGGUCAUCCGGUUCUUGAUUAAUAAGCGGCCGAUGUUGUGGGAAAGGCUGGCAAAGAAGUACGACCCGACCGGCGAGUACAAGAUCAAAUUCCAGGACACGGCGAAGGAAGCUGGAAUCAAAAUAUAAGUAGUUUCACGAUGUGAAAUUCACGUUCACGAAGAUGUCGAGACAGGGGACAGAGGAUGAUUCGUCGGUUCCUCCGCUGGUACAUCUUACUCUGCAGAAGACUAUACUACUUUCCACUUUUCUCUGUUUUCCUUUUAAUCUUGUAUUCAUUUAGAACAUUACGAAAUAAACGUUGCAUCUCUGCGUAGAAUCAGAA